AUGGCGUCACCGCUGCGGCGGAGAAACAAGCGGGAAGGCGACUUGCCUCAUUCUUCCUUCCUGUCCCUCCCUCUCCGCCGCUACACCGGAAACCGCACCUUCGCCCUGCUCUGCCGCCUCUUGACUCGUCCUUUCAGUCCACGGCGCGCUUCUUUGGGGAGUCUUUUGCCCUGUCUCCUCGCUAUUCUUGCAGCCUCGAGCCCCUGCCUCUCUUCACUUCUCUCUCCCUUGCCGCCUGCCUUCCUGGCACCCCGGCAGCCUUCCUUUGUCUCCUCUGUCGGCCCUUUGCUCUCUUCACGUCCAGACUUCGCUUUGCUUUCUUCUCCCGGCGCGGUCGCAGGCCGUAUUCUUCCGUCCCACGCCUCCUGGUCGCCCGCCGCUCCUCGCCGUUCCCGGCUCUCCUUCGGGGGCUCUAGCCUUUCCUCUUCGUCGAGGCCGUGUGCAGCCGCGCGGGCGAAUUCGACCGCACGCGCUUGCCGCCCACUCCCCUCGUCCUUCCUCGCUCUGGCUCGCUCGGGAGAGCCGGCGGCAGCCUGUCUCUUGCUCUCCCCUCGCACCAGAGUUUCCGCUCUGACGUGUCAGACCGGCUGCAUUUGCCUGAAAGGCCCCGAUCAUCAUCUGCCUGCUCGCGCUUGCUCUCCUUCCCGCCGCCUUGAGGGGCUCUGCGCCCCUUCGUUGCUUCCAGACGCCCGCAGUCGACAACCUCCCCCCUCGACAGCCCGUCGCACUUCCCCUCCCUCCGCCUCCUCCCAGCCUUCAUCUGUCUCCCUCGCUCCCCACAGCCCUUUUCGCCAUACGGACCGCUCUCCUCGCGUGCCGCCGUCUCUGCGUUUCUCUCCGUGGACUGCUACCUCUCUGACCGUGGCGUCGUCGAGCUUAGAUUGUCUGCAGGUAUCUUCUGAGGGUUCGCCCUCGGGCUCCGCCCCGUCCUUGUCCUCGCCACCGCCGGAGGCCUUGCGGGGAGAGCGGAGGUCUCCUGUGCGAGUGCUUUUCAUCGGCAGUCCCGCGGUUGCGUUGUCUGCCUUGAAAGUCCUUCUGGCUUCCUCGCGCGACGCUUCUUCUGCGCUCUCGUCUGGGCUAUCUUCUUUCGCGUCGGUCGACAUCACGUCAUCGCGUCCAGCGCCUGCGGGGGAAAGCGAGGCCCUCGAGCUUCCCGCAGACGCUGUGUUCGGUGCAGAGUCGCCUCAGCCUGCACUAAGGCCUCUUCGGACACCGAAAGAAGACAAAAGAGGAGAAACCCGCAUCCUCGGUCUUCCCGGGGGAUUCGUCGUCUCGGCAGUGCUCUGUCGAGCCCCCUCUCGGCGCGGACGCGGGCGCCGCACUCUCGUCCCUUGCCCAGUCCAGAGUUUCACCGAGGCGCUCUCUCCUCCUGUCCCGCUUUUCUCUCCCGCGGAUCUCUCCUCUCCGACGCUCCUUUCCUCGCUGCAAGCGCUCUCGCUCGACCUCGCAGUCUGCGCGGCUUUCGGCCAGAAGCUCCCCGAGUCCAUCCUCCGUCUUCCUCGACAUGGAUCUGUCCUUCUGCAUCCCUCUUUGCUGCCACGCUACCGCGGGGCGGCCCCUGUGCGACGGGCGCUGCUGAACGGCGAGCGCCACGUCGGAGUGUCUCUUCUGCGGCCCUCUCCGCGGUUCGACGAGGGCCCGCUCUUGCACCAGCUGCCGCUGAGGCUGGCGGGGCAUGAGCAUGCAGAAGAGAUCGAAGAGAAGCUUUUCCAGCGCGGUGCGCAGGCGCUCCUGAGCUCCGCCCUGUGGACGGGCUCGCGCGCAGGUGGCGGGACCGGAGUCCCGCAAGACGCCAGCAAGGCCUCGUCGGCGCGGAAGAUCCGACCGGAGGACCGGCGCAUUUCCUUCUCGGGGAUGUCUGCGUCCGAAAUUCACAACGUCAUCCGCGCGGUCGCCUCUCACGGAAGCGGCGUGUGGACGAACCUCGAGAUUUUUUAUUUUCUCUCGGAGCUUGCCGCAUCUCCCGACGAAGGUGGUGGGGCAGGGGGGGCCGGCGCCGCGACAGAGAGUCAGGCAGGGCGCGGCGGUUUUGAGCGAGAAGACGUGGCUCCAGGAGAAGAUGGCCGCGAGAACAUAAAACGCGCAACAAUAAAGGUGAAGCUCCUCCGCACGCGUCUCGGUUUUGUGCCUGCCAAAGAGAGUGACGCGGAGAGGCGCACAACCCAGGAAGAGCUUGGGCUGUUUCUUCCCUCUCGAGAAAACUCGCUCGAAUCCGCUGGCUUACAGGCUUCGCAUGCACUCUCUCGGCCGGCAAGUCGUUCGGCCGAAAAAGGUGCAACGCACUCCACAGCAGAGAAGAGGAAACCUUGGUCAGCUGCGGCUUCAACGUGCGCGUAUCGACUUUCGAGGGAAAUCUGUUUAGACGUCUCUGGGGCGCUUCGGUUCGUGUGCGGCGAUGGAAGCGUGUUGCUCGUAGACAAGCUGCAACGGGAAAGCCGCGCGGCGAUGAGCGGCCGCGAAUUCUGGAAUGGCCUGAUGGGCUUCGGUCAGGAGCGAAGACAGACAAAACGCGGAGGCGCGGGGGCGCCCCUGGAGCGCAUGUGCAUUGCAGAGGAGCGAAACGAAAUCGAGGGGACAAGCCAAACGAGCUGCUUCCCGCAGAAAAGGCCGCGGGCCGUAUGCCUUCGGUGGACACUCUGA
Molecule: messenger RNA, 2640 nt
Organism: Besnoitia besnoiti
Lineage: Eukaryota; Apicomplexa; Conoidasida; Eucoccidiorida; Sarcocystidae
Product: formyl transferase domain-containing protein
Exons: 5
Coding region: 1-2640 (879 amino acids)
Biological process (GO): conversion of methionyl-tRNA to N-formyl-methionyl-tRNA; biosynthetic process
Molecular function (GO): methionyl-tRNA formyltransferase activity
Source: RefSeq, a predicted model, not a curated record